AAGGCGCUUGUCAACAGCUGCCGCUGCCUGCCAGGAGAGGAAAACAACAGACUUCGAGCAAGGCCAUGCUAAAUUUUGGAGCUUCUCCUUUCCGGCUAGCUGAAGGAAUGGAGCAGCACAUUAAAAAGUGUUCUUGGAACAAUACUACUGAAAAAAGUGAUUUCGAAGCAGUGGAAGCUCUGAUAUCCAUGAGCUGCAGUUGGAAAUCGGACUUCAGAAAGUAUGUUGAACUGAGACCGAUAACGCCAGCGUCGGAUAUAUCUGAAGAAUUUGAAGAUAACCCGCAGCCUGUUGCUGACUUUAAUGCGAUAUCAGCCUUUUGUUUGACUCCACCCUACAGCCCUUCAGACUUUGAAAUGUCUCAAGCAAUCCAUCCAGCAGCACUAGCUCCAUCUGCUGUACAGAGCAAGUCAGUUACUGACAUAUCUGGUCAAGGUUCUCUGGCUGCUGUUAAAGAGACUGAGAAGGUCCCAGCAUCAAGAGAGCUGAAAGCCCAGGCAACAAGCGUUAUUCGCCACACUGCGGAUGCCCAGCUUUGUAAUCACAGAACCUGUCCUGCGAGAACAGCCAGCAUUCUGAAUUAUCAGGACGAUAACAGGAAGGAAGCAACUCCACAGGACAAUGUGACAUCAAGAGAAGAUGCUUCUUGUGAAAAUGUGUCACUGAAUACUACACUUCCUGAAAAUGGCAAGUUGCCGGGCGUGCAAGAUCAGAUCUGUCCAAUGCUAACUGGUAACCCAGUGCAUUUUGCUCAUCCUUUCCUUAGUAGUGGCUUGCCAGUCCAUGGAUCAGCACAGCAGACUUCUUCACUGGUAGUCCCUACGUCUCCUAUGCAAGCUGGAGGAGUCCCUUCUAUGCCGUUGGUUUGCCAGAUGGUUCCAAUGCCUGCUAACAACUCACUUGUGACAGCAGUAGUUCCCAGCACCCCUUGCAGUCAGUUGCCAUUGAACCUAUGUCAGCCUAUGGUGUUAAUGGGAACCCAGGUUCCCAAAGGAGCUCUUAUGUUUGUUGUCCCCCAGACUGUUGUUCAGAAUCCAAAAGCUCCUGUGAUCAGUCCUAAUGGCACCAGACUUUCUCCUAUUGCUCCUGCUCCAGGUCUUACUCCUGUUGCAACAAAGAUCAUUCCAUCCAUUGAUUCUCUGAGAAUAAGAAGUCAUGUUUGUAACUACCCAGGUUGCGGGAAAACUUAUUUCAAGAGUUCCCAUUUGAAAGCCCACGUGAGAACGCACACAGGAGAGAAGCCAUUCAGUUGUAGUUGGAAAGGCUGCGAGAGGAGGUUUGCGCGUUCUGAUGAACUGUCUCGCCAUCGUAGAACACACACGGGUGAGAAAAAAUUCGCCUGCCCUAUGUGCAAUCGUCGAUUCAUGAGGAGUGACCACUUAACGAAACAUGCACGUCGCCACUUAUCAGCCAAGAAGUUACCAAAUUGGCAAAUGGAAGUGAGCAAGCUAAACGAUAUUGUUGUACCACCUACUACUGCACCUACACAGUGAAGUAUUGCCAUCUGAAGACACUGUCAAAUAACUGUUGUUACUGUGGUUGGAGUGAUGUCAAACCAGCUUCUGAAAUAAGUCUGUGGUUCUACAGUGUCAGCCUUUGGUGGCUGUUAGAACAGACAGGGGCGAUGACUGAGGUCUCCUGGAAAAACCAGUCACAUGGGACAGUAGGUUUCUCUUGUGUCGGGAAAGGGGAAAUGCAAGUGUCAAGCAAGUGUGAAGCUUUAAACACGGGAAAACUUAACUGUAUGGACUAUAGAUCAACCAGUUUUAAGCCAGAGCGAUGUGUAUGUGUUUAGGCUUAGAACCAGAGAAGAAUAUCGGUCUGGUACAGAACCGGAUAACGUUCAGUUUUACCAAAGUGCUGUAACUUUCUUUUAGGCAGCAAAUAAUAUUUGAUUCAUUCGCCUUUGCUUUAAGGCCCAGUCAUCAGACUGGUGGAACUCUGGUUAUCAGAAACCCUCCUGUGAUUAGGCCUGUUUAUCUCCAUCCUUUAGCAUAUCAAGUAUAGUUAAUUACACCAACGUAAAACAUUAAGCACAGAAUUGAUUCAGGAUGUCACGUGAAUGGGAGGGGGGGUUGGAACACCCAAAGUGGAUCCACUUUGUUGUGUUAUCAUGCAAGUCUAAUAGUAUUUUGCUACUCUUGAAGGCAUCAUGGUUAGUACUAUCAGCUGUACUUCAGCAUCUUCUGAUGUGACUUCUUUUACAUUGCUUACGGUUUCAUUGAUACCAUGACAUUCUAUACCAUUGAAUUUUUAAAAUCUUGAUACCGUGCACUUUGUUAAAAAUGUAAUCUUAAGAGCCAACUGAGGCUGUUUUGGGAAGGAAGGACAAGAGUAGUAUGCUAUGCUACUUUCUGAAAAUAUUACUCUGGAAGAUAUUAAAAAAAUAUAUGUUGAAGGCAUUGUGCUGUGUUAAAUCAGAAAAGGUUAUGUGAGAAGUUAAAGGGUGUCAAGACACCAAAUUAGUACACCAUGAUUAUUAAGCCAUUUUUCUUGGUGAUAUUUCUGUUUCAUCUUCUACACUACUGUUGAAGAAUAAAUUUCUGGAGAGUGGUGUAAUAUCUAUUUUGUGACUACUUUAAAAUUUUGCACAAUAUUUCUUAUAUUGUACUUUAUACCUUGUUUACAAUAAAGAUCCAGUUAUGUUUAAUACAGACACAUGUGCCUUCUCACAUUUCAAGUCAUUUGUUUGAAAAAUGGACAGUAAAAACUCUGCUCAUUAAUUCUGGUCUGGAGCUUUCUAAAGACAGUUAACACUCUAGAUGAUCUAGAAGAAUCAAAACUCAUUCAUACACUUACAAAGCUUGAUCCUGACUCCCCAAAAAGGAAAACCUUAGUUGUAAUCUCUCUGUGUAUGUAACCAGAGAGCAACAUGCAUUUGUUAUGCUUCUGAUUUCUAUCCCCCUCCCCAAU
Messenger RNA from Gekko japonicus, 2913 nucleotides. It is a transcript of the gene KLF10, whose product is annotated as Kruppel-like factor 10. Bases 66 to 1493 code for a protein of 475 amino acids. Gene Ontology annotation, biological process: regulation of transcription by RNA polymerase II. The record is from RefSeq and is a predicted model, not a curated record. Lineage: Eukaryota; Metazoa; Chordata; Lepidosauria; Squamata; Gekkonidae. The transcript is spliced from 4 exons. Gene Ontology annotation, molecular function: RNA polymerase II cis-regulatory region sequence-specific DNA binding; DNA-binding transcription factor activity, RNA polymerase II-specific.